AUGUACACAAAUAUUCCUGUUCAAGGAGCUAUUCAGGCUCUGGACGAGCAUCCAGAGAUCACACAAGGAAUGUUAGAUUCUUUGUGCAAUCAAGAACUCCGCGAGCUUUCCAACCCCGGUGCCAGUGGAUCCAUAUUCUACAUCACUCAGGAUGAUGAAUUUAUCAUUAAAACUGUGCAACAUAAAGAAGCUGAUUUCCUUCAAAAGCUUCUGCCAGAAUAUUACAUGAAUCUUAUUCAGCAUCCGCGUACACUCCUACCCAAGUUUUAUGGUCUUUAUUGCUACCAGGCAUCUGGUAAAAACAUUCGUUUUGUCAUCAUGAACAACCUUCUUCCUUCUUCGAUUAAGAUGCACGAAAAAUAUGACCUCAAGGGAUCUUCUCACAAACGAAAAGCAAAUAUGAGGGAAUUGGCUAAGUCCUCACCUACAUUGAAAGAUUUGGAUUUCAAGUAA
Messenger RNA from Protopolystoma xenopodis, 453 nucleotides. NCBI's taxonomy places the organism in Eukaryota, Metazoa, Platyhelminthes, Monogenea, Polystomatidea, Polystomatidae. The record is from the annotation of a GenBank genome assembly.